Ilex paraguariensis (yerba mate) is the source of this 1077-nucleotide messenger RNA. Lineage: Eukaryota; Viridiplantae; Streptophyta; Magnoliopsida; Aquifoliales; Aquifoliaceae. The record is from the annotation of a GenBank genome assembly.
AUGCGAGAGCAGGCCCUGCAACGCGUGACUUGGUUUGCUCGGGUGUGGAAGGAUCGGGCUCUUGGAUCGGGGAACAGAUAUGUCGAUGGUGUCCGCUUCACUAAGUACGCAGUACUUGGUGACGACGUAGUGAUCGCUGACAGUUCUGUUGCUAAAGUCUAUGAGGCAAAUCUUCAUCGACUGAAUGUUAGUAUCAGUUACCAAAAGUCUCUGAUAUCUGACUCGGGAGGUGCUGAGUUUGCGAAGCGAUUUAGAGUGAAAGGGCUUACCAAGGACUUAAGUCCGGUAUCGGCCCGAUCGCUGUGCAACUUCUUUCAUCCUUAUGGAUUGGUCGCUAUUGGGCACAAGUAUAAGUGUGCUCGAUUUUCGACCCUCUGUAGGGUUGGAGGGAUGGGGUACCGACAACGGUCUCGCUUAGAGACUCGUAGGUCCGCAAGGGCUGAACGUCUCUUCGUGAUGUGGAAUAAAGCUCUGUUUGGUCAUGGCUGUCUAGAGCUGUGGCUAGGCCGAGGCCUGCCCUUAAGCCCGUAUCUUCGGGGUGUCAUCAUCCAACUGUUAAGGAAGGAGAUGAAACCACAAGAUUCAAAAUCCAGACGCACUUUUUUCUUGCUCCUGGGGUCAAAGACUUCCUUGAGUGGUCAAUGCUUCGUGCAUGGAUGCGGGAAUGGCUGCGUUAUUGUCAUUGGUACUAUGGUACUGGAUCCAUGGGUAUCCAUUGAGGCCUUCUUUGAUGCGCCAGUUGUGAAUGUGAAAUGGAAGGCUGAUCGGAAGAGCGUUGAGCUCGUUCGAUUCGGUCUUCUAUGGAAGAUUUUUGAUUUGGUGGGUCAAUUAGGUGUCUCUUUUAGGUGUCCGAUCCUAGAAGAUUCAUCUGGAUCAGAGAGAUCUGGUCCAUGGCUUCUUGGUGGAGUUGAUGGCACGUCUUUCUUGGUCUCGCCUGUCGGCCUUUUCCAGCCGAAGGCGGGUAAGGGGGUUGUGGUUUGUGGGAUUGUUAAAGAUCCUUCUAAACCCGAUCCCGCUUAUAUAACCGUUCGUUAUAAGACUAAGCGAUUGGCAGAUGAUCGAGAGAGAAGCGAUUGA